AUGCGAUACGCGAUUGGAUACUGCGAAGUCAAGACCUGUGAUACCGAGAACAACGUUGAAAGCAUCCACAUGAACCUCUUUCGAUUAGCAAAUUUCUGCAAAAAUUCCAUUGAUAAAGGUUAUAUCAAGGCGUUGAUGGCAAUUCAAGUCGUAGAAUCAGUAGGCCAUUAUGUUAUGUUUGAACUAGGACGAUUGGAUAUUCCGUUGACAUAUGAAGGUUUGCCGCAAUUUAUCAUGAAAUUGGACUUUUUGAAAAAACUCUGUACAACCUACAUGGCCAAUUGUAUCGAAAGGACUGAAAACAACAGCUCAAUGGAUCAUAGUCAAAGUCAAAACCAAAAUGGUGUUGACAGCUAACUUGGUCGUUGUUGACCUGAUCCACUUUCGCCAGCAUGACCCACUUUGCGGAGUUGACCCAUAUUGAGAUUGGUAACCCAUGUUUCAACUAACCUCACCCAACCUAACUUUCUCGACUGUAGUUCAGUGGGCGUUCUGUGUCACUUUACUUUUUUUCAAUAUCAAAAAAGUCACAAAAAAAAAGCAAGGUAUAAGUUCUAUUUAAAGUUUUCCCCAAACAUAUCUUUUUUUUUUAUUUUCAACUGUUUUUAUAC
Halteromyces radiatus is the source of this 611-nucleotide messenger RNA. RefSeq lists its product as uncharacterized. NCBI's taxonomy places the organism in Eukaryota, Fungi, Mucoromycota, Mucoromycetes, Mucorales, Cunninghamellaceae. The coding region runs from base 1 to 357 and encodes 118 amino acids. The transcript has 3 exons. The record is from RefSeq and is a predicted model, not a curated record.